This is a messenger RNA of Phycomyces blakesleeanus NRRL 1555(-), 498 nucleotides long. RefSeq lists its product as hypothetical. Bases 1 to 498 code for a protein of 165 amino acids. The record is from RefSeq and is a predicted model, not a curated record. NCBI's taxonomy places the organism in Eukaryota, Fungi, Mucoromycota, Mucoromycetes, Mucorales, Phycomycetaceae. The transcript is spliced from 3 exons.
AUGUUGAAACGACGAUACUCCUAUGACGACGAUGAUACGACAUCGGAAGAUCUGGAAUAUCCUGAUAAACUGCCAAUGAAAGGUCGUGCCAUUACUCGAAAUGGGACAAGGUCUGAGGAAGAUUACAAUUUUAUUGUCGACUUCAAGAAGGAGAUUAAGGAAAUUAGUCAUCAUGUAUUGCGACACUUCAUUUCCAGUAUUGCCCUCACAAAAUACCAUACUGCCAUGAAAUUAUUAGAAGAAAUCUACAGUGAACAGCUGGAUUCGAGUCAACCUAAAAUCCUGUCCACGCUUGAUCGAUUUUUUCCUUAUUUACAGACAGCAAAAACAUUUAUCACUAGAUAUAAUUACUGGGCAUUUGAUUCGUUUCACGAGAAUAUUCAACACUUUAACCAAACAAGAAAAAUGUGGACAGCUGGAACAGCAUUUUUCCGUAUCUUUAGACGUUCUGUAUAUCGAAAGCAGGUCUCUUUUGGAGAGAGGGACAGUUCUUUUUAG